This is a messenger RNA of Protopolystoma xenopodis, 243 nucleotides long. NCBI's taxonomy places the organism in Eukaryota, Metazoa, Platyhelminthes, Monogenea, Polystomatidea, Polystomatidae. The record is from the annotation of a GenBank genome assembly.
AUGGGCCAUUCUUUCAGCACAGCUUCGUUUUCCUAUUUUACCCUCUUUAGUUACGCAGCCUUGGCCGGCCGGGAGCUGUUGGGCAAUUUCUACGCCUUCCUUGUCACCAUCUACCUCGCUCUCGUCUUUUUAAUCGUGGCUCUGCCGUUCUACGAUUAUUCAAUUGAGUCCGACCCCAUCGAGGAUACCGUCGAGACGGUGCUGGUAAAUCACAGUUCGAAGCACACGGUUUACACGGCCUGA